Cladophialophora psammophila CBS 110553 is the source of this 732-nucleotide messenger RNA. RefSeq lists its product as uncharacterized. Gene Ontology annotation, cellular component: half bridge of spindle pole body; mitotic spindle pole body. The transcript has 2 exons. Lineage: Eukaryota; Fungi; Ascomycota; Eurotiomycetes; Chaetothyriales; Herpotrichiellaceae. Gene Ontology annotation, biological process: spindle pole body duplication. Gene Ontology annotation, molecular function: microtubule binding; calcium ion binding. The record is from RefSeq and is a predicted model, not a curated record. The coding region runs from base 1 to 732 and encodes 243 amino acids.
AUGUCGCAAGGAAAUCCGACUUUCCCAGGUCGAAAUCUUUACGCGUCCUCGAGUAAGCUGCCCGAUCGCACGACGCAAAAGCCUGGCAUCACGCUACCCUCGCAACAGUACUCCCAGUCGACAUUUGGGCGACGUCCCGAGCAACAAUAUCAACUUGCACAGACUGCAGCGCCACAACCGCAGCAUGGCGUGCUGGCCGGGAGGCAGAGCAUGGAGAAGGAAUCGAAUGCGCUCGGCGAAUUGAGCGAGGAGCAAAGAGAUGAAAUCAAUGAAGCCUUCUCCUUGUUCGAUCUCGAUCGGGAUCGGCACCUGGACUAUCACGAAGUCCGCGUGGCAAUGAGGUCCCUAGGGUUCUCGGUGCCGAAACCUGAAGUCGCGCAGAUAAUGCAAUCGCAAGGCGUACCAAAGCCACAAUUUAAGAGAGGGCCUCCUGUCAAAGGACAACAGACAUAUCACUCUAGUCAGCUCCUCCUACCACAAAACGCGUUCCAGCGGAUAGCAGCGCAAAAGAUAUUCGAACGCGAUCCCACGGAAGAAGUCGAACGGGCCCUGCAGUUGUUCGAUCCAGAUCAGAGAGGAUACAUUGAAGUCGACGAUAUUCGCAGAGUCGCUCGGGAACUAGGUGAGACUGGUCUCGAGGAUGAAGAAAUACAAGCCAUGGUGGAAGAGUUUGAUUAUGACGGGACAGGGAGCGUUGCAAAAGAGGCCUUUUAUGCCAUUUGUCUGCAAUGA